GCACGAAGGCUGGAUCUACUGCUGCUUGCGGACAAACGGACGAGGACAACUGUUAGAACAAACACACACACACACGCCUCCAUGGAGAUUGAGAGCAUUGUGGCAAACAGCGCUCUUGUUAAAGCCAGGGAACUUGGAGGGAGUAAAGGCCGAAGCUGCAAAUGGAAAGAGAUGCUUCGCUUCCCUCACAUUAGUCAGUGUGUGGACCUGGCCAUGAACAUAGAACGAGACUACCACAGCCUGUGUGUGAAGCAGCCCAUCGGCAAGAAACUGUUUCAGCUCUUCUGUCGGAGUCGCCCUGAUCUGCAGAACUACACUUCCCUCCAGGACGCUUUGGACUCUUUUGAGACAAAGUCGGACGAGGAGAGGAGAGAUUUUGGUAUCGGCAUCAUUCAGAGAUUCCUCAUGAGUCAGUCCGCUCAGUGUGUCUCCAUUGUGCUGAGGCACAAACAGAGCUGCAUCCACGGUCUGGAGCUCGACUGCUGUGGGGACGUCUUUCGUGACUGCAGGGCGGACCUACACAAACACCUCGGCGGAGAGCCCUUCAUCCAGUACCAGGAGAGCAUGUUUUUCGACCGUUUUCUGCAGUGGAAGAUGUUAGAGAGGCAGCCCAUCACCAAGCAGACGUUCAGACAGUACAGACUACUGGGGAAAGGAGGGUUUGGAGAGGUGUGGGCAUGUCAGGCGCGAGCCACGGGAAUGAUGUACGCCUGCAAGAAGCUGGAGAAAACCCACGUGAAGAAGAGGCGAGGAGAGGCCAUGGCUCUCAACGAGAAAGAGAUACUGGAAGGGUUGGACAGUCGAUUUGUGGUGAAUCUGGCGUACGCUUAUGAGACCAAGCACACCCUCUGCAUGGUGUUGACCAUGAUGAGCGGUGGGGACUUGAAGUAUCACAUCUAUAAGAUAGGAGUACCCGGCCUGGAGAGGGACAGAGUGCGCUUCUACGCCGCGGAAGUCUGCUGCGGUCUAACGCACCUCCACCGGAAGUCAAUAUUAUAUCGGGAUCUGAAACCAGAAAACAUUCUGUUGGAUGACAAGGGACACAUCCGCAUCUCUGACCUGGGCCUGGCUGUGAGGCUGUCUGAGGGGAGUCUGUUGCGAGGCAGGGUGGGCACGCUGGGCUAUAUGGCUCCAGAGGUGAUCGGCAACGCGCAUUAUGGGCUGAGUGCAGACUGGUGGGGCCUCGGCUGUCUGAUCUACGAAAUGACUGCAGGGCAGCCCCCGUUCAGGGCCCGGGGAGAGCAUCCGAACGCCUCAGAGAUGGAGAGAAGGAUUCAGACGCAGCAGGAGGAAUUUUGUGACAAGUUUGGCAAGGCGGUGAAAGACAUCUGCUCCUCGCUGCUGACCAAGGACCCGGAACGGAGGUUGGGCUGCCAGGGCUCAACGGGGAGAGAAGUACAGUCACAUCCCUUCUUCCGAAAAAUCAACUUCAGGAUGCUGGAGGCAGGACUUGUCGAGCCUCCAUUUAAACCUGAUCCCAGACAGGUGUACUGCAGUGAUGUGCGGGACAUCGAAGAGUUCUCUACGGUGAAGGGAGUCAUCCUGGACCAAGCAGACAGCAACUUCUACUCCGAGUUCAACACAGGCAGCGUUCCUAUAAACUGGCAGAAUGAGAUGAUAGAGACGGGAUGUUUCAGGGAGCUGAAUAUUUUUGGCCCUGUUGGUUCUCGCUCCCCAGACCUGGACUGGUCCCAGACCCCCGAGAGCCCCAAACGCAGCCUGCUGGACCGAAUCCUCCGCAGACAUCAACCCCCAGAUUCGUCAGACGAAAGCAGACAGAGUUUGGUUUCCAAUGAGACCUACAUGAGGUCAGGACUACUCAGCACUGCCCUCUGAGGACCAUCACAGCACAGAGACUACUCUAGGACCCUGACAACAACCGGAAUCCAUCCACUGUAGCGGCGAAGGACAAUGGGAGCAGUUCCGUUCUUCCUUUUUCAAUCACAGCACAGCAUACAUUUCUUUGCAUUUGUAUUGUUCUGCUCUCACUCACAGCUACAUUGGCACUUGUUGCUUCAUCUGUUCUCAGGUCCAGCCGAUGUAUAAUUUAACGAUCUGUCAGUUACACACACGCAGCAACACUCAUAUCCAUCCAUUUUAAAAACAACUUAUGUCAGUAGCUUUCUGUUAAGUACUUGAAUUUUAAUACAAAUACCAUGGAAAGUGAAGCUACUUCAUAACAUUAUAAGAGAUUGCCUUUUCUGACUUUUCUCUUAUUUAAUCCUUCAAAGGAAACGACAACUGCUCACAUUUCAGUUCACACAAAAGCAAUAGCCUGUCAUGCAGGGUCAUUAGUACAUUUUAAAGCAAAAACAGACAAAAGUUUAGUGGUUCCACAUUCCCUUCUGGUUCCAAAUGUAAAUAUUUACAGAUCAUCUUAGUCUUGUAUGAUAGUAAAUUAAAUCUCUCUUUCAAUAUUUUCUGACAUUUUACAGAACAAGCGAUUCAUCGAUUUAUUGAGGAAAUAAUCGACAGAUUUAUCGAUUACUAGAAUUCCUGCCUCACAGUUCUACGCCUCCGCCAACCAGCCAAGUUGCAGUUUACAUCCAUGUCUGUCCAGACUCUUAUAAUACAUGUAGUGAAGGCUUUGAAGGAAUUUAAUGAAAGGUAUUAAGAGUAUUUUAUCGUAAUGAGCAUAUGCAUUCUUCUAGUUAUGGCCAAAAAUGUGUUCUGUGAGGUCACAGUGACCUUGACCUUUGACCGCCAAAUUCUUAUCAUUUCAUCCUUAUGUCCAAGUGAGCGUUUGUGACAAAAAAUUCCCUCGAGGCGUUCCCUCGAACGUGAUAUUCCCUGAGAUAUCACGUUCACAAGAAUGGGACGGACGGAUGGACGGACCCAAAAAUGUAAUGGCUCUGGCUGCAGCGAAGAGGCACGAGGAAAAUAACUGUUUAGAGGUUCGUUGUGGACAAGUACUGCACAUCAAUCACAUUAAUAGGCACUAGUGCUUAAAGCAAAGUGUUUGGAACCACUUUUUAAUGUCAAAUAAAUGACCCCUUUUUUGAAAUCC
Xiphias gladius (swordfish) is the source of this 3007-nucleotide messenger RNA. RefSeq names its product G protein-coupled receptor kinase 5 (gene grk5). Gene Ontology annotation, molecular function: G protein-coupled receptor kinase activity; ATP binding. NCBI's taxonomy places the organism in Eukaryota, Metazoa, Chordata, Actinopteri, Istiophoriformes, Xiphiidae. The transcript is spliced from 16 exons. The record is from RefSeq and is a predicted model, not a curated record. Gene Ontology annotation, biological process: protein phosphorylation; signal transduction; regulation of signal transduction. Gene Ontology annotation, cellular component: cytoplasm. The coding region runs from base 82 to 1836 and encodes 584 amino acids.